AUGGACGAAUGUAGCAACGAAUUGACGGAUCAAAAUGGAGAGAGGGUCGUGGAAGACUCCUAGUCCUAGCGAGCUGCAGAAACACAGAAACUGCAUUAUAGUGGCUUUUGCUUCACUUUCUUCUUGAUAAGUUCGGUUCUUACGUUCAGUAUUUUCGUGGAAAAUCAAAACCAGGUACCUACUAGCAGAUCCAUCUAGCUAUAAAUAAAAUACCUGUUUAGAAUAACAGGUUGAAGGAAACAUCAUAUUUCCUAUACCUGUUACGCGUAUUUUGUUAUGCAUGCACUUGUCUACGUCUCUACGUCAGAGUUACCCCCUUUCCUCUUCCGUCUUUCCUUUGCCUGGCAUGUGCAAAAACAUUCAGUCUAUCUCUUUUCUUUUUGUGCAUAUCGGUAUUAUCUGUCUCUUUUCGUUGACCUUUGAAUAUGCUGAAUAAUAAUAAUAUAAAAUCUUUGUUUACUUCUCGACUUGUACCAUUGGGAAGCGUUUUUGUUAUUGUGUGUGAUUAAAAAUUUCAAAUUAUUGAUUAAUCAUAUUCCAAAAUUGUAUCACCUAUUCCUUGCUGGAAUGAGAGAUGCUAAUUUUGUGAAUAGCAUUAUUGAACAUCUGUGAACUUGUUCUAUUUCUUCUAAUUCGAUAUCGAAAAGUCAUUGUGAAUAAUCAAGUGCUUAUACAAAUUUUAAUUCAAUGCUAGUGGCAUAUUUCGUUAUGUAACUGAAGGAUAUGGUAGUUAUACGGUGUAUAAGUUGCAAAAAAUAAAAAAAAUCGAGGUUUUGUGAAUCAAAUGGUGUUUGCAAGAAAUAAAUAAACAUUGGAAGUUACGCACAGGACACGUGGGUCUCGAGCUGAUUAAUCGAUAGAGACGUAAGACGCGUGCGCCAGUCUCUAUCAACGAGACGAUUAUUUGCCAAGGUCACUUAACACAAACACGUGCAAUGUCCGAUUCUAUUUACACACAUGAAUUUCUUCUAGAGCCUGGUGUGGAGAUAAAACAGGAGUCACUCCCUCCCUUCGAGUUAGGUCCGAUGUCCGCAUCGGUACCCAUUCCUCAGCGCCGUACCGACCUCGGUGACUUCAGUUGUGAUCUAGAUUUAUGUCUACAGGACUCCUUGGCCGGUUCCUUCCACAAUGUACCAACAAUGCAAUACAACAAAUUAGCUUUUGACUCUGAAAAUUCAAAAAUGGAAAUUUUGAAUAAAAUGGAUGAUGAUGAUAUAUUUCAAGUAGAUAAAGCAGACCUAAUAUCAGGUCCAACUCUUGCAGAAUUGAAUGCAAAUCCAGACACAUUGCUAGAAGACUUGAAUUUUGAAGAUUUGUUGUUGCCAGAGGAAAAUGGGUACUGCGUGCAGAUUGGUGGUGUCAUGAGCGGAUCUCACCACAAUACCAUACAACUAUCAAACCCAAUGGUCGCUGAGAGUCCUUGCAGCCCAUAUAGCCGAGCACAACUUGCUUUUUCACCUUCCAGUCAGCAUAGCUCAGCAUCUUCUAGUUUUGCACAGCCUGUGAAUCAGCUGCCUGAGCUGCUAAUGCGUUUGGAUGGCUAUGGAGGAGAGAUUGCUUUGGGGCAGUCAGUGCCUGCAUCAACAGUGUUGCCACCAUUUCCCUCAAGCAUCAAACCUCAACAAGCACAGCUGUCAUCAUCAGCCCCGACACAUCUUACUAUGGAACAGAUUUGGCAACGCAGGGAGCCACGCAAGCAUUUAUUAUCAACCAGUUCACUUGCUGAAGCUGGUUCAGCAUCGUCUCUCUCUGGUGGUCUGCUGAGCCCUGUUACAGGCGACUUCUCACAGGAUGAAGAUGACAGAGAUGUGGAGUCAGAUGAAGAUAGUGAUAGAUAUGAAGAUCUCUCAUCUGAUGAAUCAAAUGACGAAUCGGAAUCGAAGCAAGCGCGUAACGCCGCCAAAAAAGAAAAAUUUUUCUGGCAAUAUAACGUCCAAGCCAAAGGGCCGAAAGGGCAGAGAUUAGUUUUGCAGAAGAAAUCAGAAGAUCCACAUGUUUUAAAUUCAGUCACAGAUCCAGUUUUUAGUCCUAAUUGCAGUGUCAGAGGCAUUAAACACAGUGGAAAGGCCAGAAAAGGGGAUGGAAAUGAUCUUACACCAAAUCCAAGGAAGUUGUAUUUGAUUGGAAAGGAGUUGGACAAUUUGGGCAAAGUGAUUAACGACAUGAUUCCAGUGAGCGAACUACCAUUCAACAUCCGGCCAAAGACAAGGAAGGAAAAGAAUAAACUGGCAUCUCGCGCCUGUCGUUUAAAGAAAAAAGCACAGCAUGAGGCUAAUAAAUUAAAACUAUACGGACUGCAGCAAGAGCACAAACGUCUGCUAAGCGGCAUAAAUAAAAUGAAGCAACUAUUGGGAAAUAGAGUGACAAAUCCUCAGAAUAAUGUAGACUGGUCUGCACAUUUACAAAAUAUAGUCACUACAGCUACAGAGGUUAAAAUAGCUGGUAAGACAUCUGAAUUCGUCAACAAAAUACUGGACAACGUUAAGUCGGGCCAAGGGAAUGGCGGCCUAAUUGACAUAUAGAAGGUAAACCAAUCAGAUGUGAAUAUUUAACGAAAGGCUGUUCUAUGUACCUCCAAAGUUAAUUAGAAAGAUUUUAAUAUCUAUCAUAAAAACUUAAUAUUGUCCCAGACAAUUUUAUUUUUGUAUGGUAUCAACUGUAGCAUUAGUCAAUAAAGCUUUAUAAGGCAACUAUAACAGGAAUCUAUAUAUAUUACAUAAAAUGAUUACUGUUUAUUGUCAUAUUUCGUUUCAUACUAAGUAUAACAUAAGUUGGUGUCUAUGUCGUCAUAUGUUAAGUACAUGUAUGUAAUUUUGUAUUAUUAUAGUAAAGAGUAUGUAGCAGGGCACAUGAUAAAGUUUUAAUAAAAAAAACAAUAGGUCAUCGUUUUUGUGAAUAUAGAAAAACUCAAGGACGCAGUGUGAAAUUUUUGUUCGCAUUGUUGCACAUUGUUCCCUUACACAUUAAGUGGGUAGUAAGGAUUAUAGUAAGUAUGACAACAGCACUUACCUAAUUGUGAUGUACGUCAAGGAUAAUAAAAAGGAUACUUUUACUACUUUAACUCUAGAUUUUACUUGCUCUUUACGCUACAUAAUAUAGAAUACUAGAUUUCGCCCGCGGCUUCGCCUGCUUGAAUUUCGUAGUAAAAUCUCGGUCAUUCUUUUAACGCGUAUUCUGUAAGACUGGUAAAAAUAUAUGAUUCAAAUUCGUAUUUUUACUCAUCUUUAGUUAAAUUUUUUGUUUCCCGCACAUGUCUCGUCUGGCAACUUGUCCAAUCCCGCUUCGUUCUAUGUAGGGAUCCCAUACCGUUUCCUACAUAUUGUCCCAUCACGUUUUCGCAGUGUAUCCCGCCCCAUUUCCAACUACUUGCCUCGCCCAUUUUCCACUACGUGUCUCCGUCCCAUUUCCUGCUCCGUCACCCACUCGCGCUGUCUGCAACGCGACGCGUCCACGACGACGUAUUACGUCCCGUUUUUUUAUUAACCACAAACGUAAAUCAAACAUUUUACGGGUUUCUCUUCAAAAAUAAUUAAGUUUCAAGUAAAUUUUCACCCCUUCAUCAUUCCCCUAGAGAUAAUUUUCAAAAAAUAGAUAAUGCAUUAUUAUAUUUUCUUCUUCCUCUUACCUAACAUACCACACACGCCCCGGGGAACCUACAUGCCAAAUUCCAGCUUCCUACGCCCAUUAGUUUCGGCUGUACAUUGUCUGUCAGUCACUCAGUGACUGAAGAGUUUUAUAUCUAUUGAUUGAUUAUUUAUUUAUAUAUUUCUGAAGCGGUAUUCGGUACGAUAGUAUGUAUAGAUAAAUUUUAAUACGCCAUGCCUCAGUUUUGCCACAUGCUUUACUGCGGUAUACGAUUAUAUAAUUAUGUAAAAAUACACGUACAUUGAUACGUAUAAUAAAUUUAUCAGCGUCUCCGUCAGUUAUUCGUACCAAUAUGAACUAAAUGAAACUAUAUUCAUUUGAUGACCUACUUUGACCCAACUUUAUCUUAGUGUUUUAAACACAUGCACAUUUGUAAUUCAGUAAAACAUAGGUUGUGUGCCAGACAUCAAUUAUUACGUCACAAUCUGGUUAGGUCAUACGUCAUACAAUACGAAAACAAAGGACGGUGCACAAAAA
Molecule: messenger RNA, 4122 nt
Organism: Plodia interpunctella (Indianmeal moth)
Lineage: Eukaryota; Metazoa; Arthropoda; Insecta; Lepidoptera; Pyralidae
Gene: REPTOR
Product: Repressed by TOR
Exons: 6
Coding region: 936-2522 (528 amino acids)
Biological process (GO): regulation of transcription by RNA polymerase II; response to unfolded protein
Cellular component (GO): nucleus
Molecular function (GO): DNA-binding transcription factor activity, RNA polymerase II-specific; RNA polymerase II transcription regulatory region sequence-specific DNA binding
Source: RefSeq, a predicted model, not a curated record